Messenger RNA from Botrytis deweyae, 645 nucleotides. RefSeq lists its product as uncharacterized. Bases 1 to 645 code for a protein of 214 amino acids. The record is from RefSeq and is a predicted model, not a curated record. The transcript is spliced from 4 exons. NCBI's taxonomy places the organism in Eukaryota, Fungi, Ascomycota, Leotiomycetes, Helotiales, Sclerotiniaceae.
AUGACCGAAGUCGACGACUUUGAGAUAAUUCGACGAUUUCUAAAGCCAAAUAUGCUCAACUUGUUGACAUUACAAGCCGAACUCGCAGGUAUCGAAGUGAAUUAUGAAGCCACCUGCUAUAUAUAUGACAGUAGCAGUGAUACACAGGAAGAAGGAUUCACACAGAGCCUCUAUGCACUGCGGGAGUUCGAACAGUUGUCUCCCGGCUCACAACUGCAACUGCUAGAUAGAAUUAAUGAUACACUUCACAAGUAUAAUGAAGAAAUAUGGGGCAAGCUAUCAGGUUCGGAUGCCAAAACUAGUACCUCAGAUCAAGUGACUCUUAUUCAGAGAGAAAGUGGGUUUUCGAGAGGAGUUGUUGUUACUCUAGUCUUUCUUUAUGAUCUUAUAUGGAGGCGUUAUCGAAAUAGAACCAAAAGAGUUGAUAUUGAACGGAAUCAAACGUAUUAUUCCGAAUUCAAUGUCAGAUCGGCGGCUAAAGUGCUCACUUCGGUUCUUGCUUCCCUUUUCCCGGGAAUUGUGAUAUUAGCAUUAUACCUCAUCGAUACCACGUUGAAACGAAUAGGCGCUAUGCUUUGCUUCACGACGUUCUUUGCAUUUGUCGCUGUAGAAGUUGUAUUUAUUGGAAGUGCAAGCACCAAAUGA